AUAGAUAGAUAGAUAGAUAGGUGACAGUUUAAAUCAUCUUGAGAUGAGGUGCCAAUUGCUCACGACUGCUCCAAUUGCCCACCCCAGUUCAAAGAUUUCGGUUAUGGGACGGCAUGGGGGCGCAGCGGUUAACUCGUCUGCCUCACCAUUCCACAGUCCCACUCUUAGUCGGUGUCUUUUUGGUUUUUGCUUGCUCCCACAUUUUUCUGUAUACUUCGCUUUCGCUCCACAUGCAAAAACAUAUAUGUCGGUUAAUUACAUGCAUUAUAAUUCUAGUACUUUUAUUAUUUAAGGUGAAGGUAAUUCGUCUUUCCAAAUGUUACUGUAAAAUAAAGCCCGAGGCUGAAAUUGGCUGCUUAUUCGCCUACUGCGUUUUUCGGACUGUCGGUUCCUCCUUAAAAUCUGCUUUAAUGUUGCGCAUAUCAUUAAGCUCCCAACUUGCUACUGAAUUCGCAGAGGUAAUGGAGGCCGCAUGAAAGAAAUUGUAACGUGAUAAGAAAAGCAAGAAAAUCUAAAUCAGAAGAAUAUGGCGGGUGUGCGCAUUUCCCUCUGUCGGCUCUCGUUUCUCGAAUGGCACUCGGUAUCGUUGAGAUGGAGCCGGUCGGUCCAAACACUUCAACGAUUAAAGAUGGCCAAAAGAUUCAGAGUCAGUUCGGCGGUCACCCGGCUGGCUGCUUCUCCACAUUUCGUCCACACGCCGGCAUUUCGCACAUCUGUCUCACAUUUUACGUGGCUGCCUGUAAAGACGCGGACUGGAGCUCCACAUUGAAAUUUCAAUCUCAGACUUACAUUAUUCAAUUUGCCGCUUUAGAUCGCUAAUUAAUCAUUACACAGCAUGUCUCGUUCAUCGCCAUCAUACUUUAUAAAUAAUACUGACUUUCUAUUCAAAAAAAGAAAAGCGUCUUGCAUAAGAUGGGAAAUAAAAUGAUUAACUGAAAUUGGUAAGAAGCCGUCAUUCAAGGCGCCGUGCUAAUUCUUAAACAUGACCGUUUAAUACCUCCAGAUCGCUGCCGUUCUCCAGCACCACUCGCGGCUGCGGGCUGAGGGUCUCGCACUCACUGUGUUACUCCACUUCUGCAGCUGAGCUUCAAGCCCAAUGACGUCAUUCCGAGCCGAAACAAAGCGCUGCUGUCUUUCAGCACCAGACUGGCACUCUCUCAAUGGACAGCUCCGUGGCAAACUAGCGGAUGAAAUCAGGAUAUCGUGAACGACGAGGCAGGCGACAAAGUGGCCGUCGCGUGAUCUCUAAGACAUUUCAGGAGCUGGCCUUUGUACAUGCAGUAGGAAUAUGCAAAUGGGGAACAAAACCGUCAUCUGUGCCCUAAUGAACACCCGCGACACGGCAAACUUUGCAUUAAGCACCGCGAAACUAAAGUCCAUGGGAUGGUGGUGGUCUCAUUAAGGCGUCUGCGGCUUCAAAUGGGAUAGCGCAUCAGGUAAUUAAGAAUGGCAUUGUUAUUGUGCGUGCUUUUCAGAUGGACACAAAAGUGGCGCGGCAUUGAUCGUGGAACCUCAAGGUUUCAUAUGAAGCUCUAAUUUAAUUAAGGAUUAUUUCCGUAAACAGAGCAGAGGCUGGAGCAGCAGGACAUCCACUGCACAAAAUCACUCAUCGAGCUUCUCGUCUUCCUCUCGCUUGCGCACUCUAGGCGUUGGAAAGAUGAGCCUGUCAUUCGAAAAGCCCCGUUUAGGGGCAACGCGAAAAGGUUCAAUGGAGCAAUUCCUUCAAUGAUGUUCAUUUGCUGUAUCCCGGACCGGAUUACGAGGUUAUGUCAAAGUAGAUAAUUGCACAUUAAAAUCUGAACACUUCGGAAGGUCAAGAAACAACGUAAACAUAAGUAUGGACAGGCAAAUAGACACGUUACAGAAAAUGAAAUCAUCUGAAGUGUUAGAAAUCAGCGGGCGAAAGAUCGACAGGAAUUAAAACUCAGCCGCAGAAUAACACAGCGGAGCGGUUAACAAUUCCCUGGAAUUACAGUGUGGGCACAUUGCACGGAUCGCGUUACUGGCGUGCUCAGAAUCCCUCGGUUCCCUUUCAUUUCGAUCUCCAUCAUGGAUCCGGCUCAGGAGUAUUCCCGCUUCCUGGUGAAGAUCCUGGAGGAGUUGGACACCAAGCACAGCAGCGUGUCCUACCAGGACCUGUGCAAAUCGCUCUGCUCCCGGUUCGACUUGGCCCACUUGGCCAAACUGAGGAGUCUUCUCUUCUACACGGCCUGCUUGGAUCCCAGCUUCCCGGCCACUUUGUUCAAAGAUAAGAUGAGAUGUUCGGCCGACAGCCAGCAAUCCAAGAAGAUAAUGGUGGCCGCGGACAUAGUCACGAUGUUCAAUUUGAUUCAGAUGAAUGGCGGAGCAGCCAAGGAGAAGUUACCUCUGGGACGACGGCAUAAAUUUCACAAAAACCAGUCCUUCGAGUCUUGUCGCUCUGACACGGAAGUGUGCAAGUUCUCUGACUGUGUGGCAAACUGUGACUUCUUAGAUGUCAGGGGGCACAUCCCCUCAUCCCGUAUGUCCCCCUGUGCGAAGUCCGACUGCACGGAUUCUCCCCAAUUCAUUCCCGCCACCGACCCUAAUUUCCUUCUGGGCGUUAACAAGGAAAUGAAAAGUCGUGCGGCCUCCCUGGACCGGCUCCAGAUGCUCCCGCAGUUCUCGGAUGACAGCCCUCCUCCAUGUGAAAUGCAGAGCACAUACUUCCCCAUGGACAUCGACAGCGAGUCGACGACGUAUGACGAGUCACUGCCCAUGAACCCAGGGAUUAAAGAGACCUUCAUCUCGAAUAUCGAACCGUUUCCAGUCCACUCGUGUACUCAGAAACGAAAUAUUUUUAAAGAGGAUUUCCAUAACCUCCCAGCGUUUGCCACACACGUAAUUUCCGUGGAGUCAAAGCCGGACGACAAGGUGUGCAGCGGACACGGCCGAAAAGAUCCCCACAAAUCCACGACUUUCUUCAACCACAGUUUUGAACUGCCAUACAGUAAUCCGUACUUUGAGCCUGUAGCAUCUCCUGUCCAAGACAAACGGCGCGUGAAACACGAGAGUCUGGAUGAUCUCCAGGCAUCGACUUACUUUGGGCCCACCACCGUGACGGAGGUGUCAAACCCGAGGCGCUCAUCGGGAAAACUGAACAAGCAGACCGCCUGGCCGGUGAAGAGUCUGAGCCUCAACGCGGAAGAAGGGCCCGAUUUCGAGCGGUCAUUUCUCAACGGGAAUCUGUCCAAGGAGUGCCAUCGCUCCAAUGUGAGCGGCGUGGAGAAAUUCCAGGCCUAUCAGUGCUCCAAGGACCACGCCGCCAUCUCCCCGUCAGGCUUCGGUUUAAAAAUGAACUGUCAGAAGACCAAAGAAGCCAUCUGCAUCCCCGUCGGCCCAGCGGUCGAGAAAAGAGAAGGCCCGAAACGCUACAAGGAUAAAAGUAUCAACUGCACGUCUUUUCAGGCGGUAAGCAUCGAUAACACCUCGAGCGUGGGAACCCAGACAGAUCAGUCGGAGCCGAAAAAGGUGAAGGAAAGCUUCGGCGGAAACCACAUGAAAUACGGGGAAAGACACCCCUUCAAACAUUCAGACGAGGACUCAGAAGUGGUCAGCGACGACAUUAGCGACAUUUUCCGGUUUCUGGACGACAUGAGUAUCUGCGACUCCAGCGGAGUCAUCCAGUCUUCCCGCUACAACAGCAAUGGUUCCCUCUCCCAGGUAAUGAAGUCGGAUGGCGACAGUUCACCGGAGCGAAAAUCCGUCAUACAUGGCAAGGCAGGCAGCAAAGCAGGCAGCAAGGCAGACAAAGCGUUUCAUUCACAAGAGAGCCCCGACGAUGAGCUGAAAGCCAGCGUCUGCAAAUUGGUCCUGCGCAUCGGUGAGAUCGAGAAGAAGCUGGAGACCCUCUCGGGCGUGCGGAACGAAAUCUCCCAAGUCCUCUCCAAGCUGACCAAGCUGGACGAGAAGAUCCAACAGCCGGAAGCGAACAGCAGGCAAAGCCAGAUAGACCUGGCCAGCGAGGAGCCUUCAGAUAACAGCGUGUCACCGAGGAUCUUUCAGUGCCACACCACGGGCCACGCCACCAAGCUGGAGAACAACUCUGAGUGGUGCUGCUCGGACGCCAGUGGCAGCAACAGCGAAAGUUUAAGGGUCAAAGCUUUAAAAAAGAAUUUAUUUACAAGGAGGUCCUCGAGGUCCCUGACGGAGGAGAACAGCGCCACUGAGUCCAAAAUUGCCAGCAUCUCGAACUCGCCAAGGGACUGGAAGUCUGCCCCCUAUGGACAGACUGGGGACGACAUGAAGGAUAAGGAAAGGGAAAGCAAAGACUGGCACCGGAAAUCCAAAGAGACUGACCGGCAGUAUGAAAUUCCACAAGUGCAUAGGACUCCAAAGCCAUCGAAAGACACCUACUUGAUAGAGCAGGUCUUCAGUCCUCAGCCAUUCCCCUCCAAAUCCCAUAUGAAGGGAAACCCACUCUACACGGAUAUGAGGCUCACAGAAAUGUCGGAGACAAAGCGACCUCAGCCAUCGUGGACCAUAGAGGAAUAUAAAAGAAACUCAGGCGACAAGGGGAAGCUAGCAGCGCUGGAUCUGCAGACUCAAGAAUCACUCAAUCCAAACAAUCUGGAAUAUUGGAUGGAGGACAUUUACACACCGGGAUACGAUUCUCUACUCAAGCGGAAGGAAGCCGAAUUCCGCAGAGCGAAGGUUUGCAAAAUCGCUGCCCUGAUUGCCGCAGCUGCCUGUACAGUCAUCCUGGUUAUCGUCGUCCCGAUUUGCACUAUGAAAUCAUAAAAUGCGAGACCCCCCCCUUCCUACCUCCCACUCUCCACCUAUCUACCCCCCUCCACCACCAUGUUGUAUUAUAUACAACUGAACUGUAGUCCGAAGCGUAACGUCUGCAUCUUUAAAUUGUAAAGAAAAUUGGGUUGACAAGAGAAGCGUGUCAAGAUUUUUGUAAACCACGAAUCUCAAAAAGCCUCACAAAGAAUGUAAGGAUUUGGGGGUCUCUUUUACAUUUGGGGAAUGUAUUUCAGGAACCGUGUUUUUACAUUUAUAUUUUUGUAUCACUCAAUUCGAUGUUUUGUAUUACCUUAAAGGAUGUCAGUUAUUACUCUGGUGCAAAGCUACGUGACAAACGCAAAUCGACUAAUCAUGAAAAAAAAAUGAGAAAACCGAGAGGGACAAAGCCGAACGUAACAAAAUGUCGUGAAAUCGCAUCUCAGACAGGUGGCAGACGUUUUGUUGAUUUGUUCGUCUCUAACUUCAUGAACCGGGCAGACUAAACAGACAAAUUGACAUUUUGGGGCUCUGGGGUCUGCGAACGUUAGGUGGGCUUGGAUUGACGAGCCAUGUUGGUGUCUUCUCAUCGAAAACUCUUCUCACACUUCUCACUCUUCGCACCUUCACAUCCAUGCAGCUAGCCAAGUGGAAUGUAACCAAGCGUUGGCCUACAUCUCGUUCUCGUCCUCUUAACUCCGCGUUCAAGGGCUGUAGCAGUAGGGUUAGGUGGGGGCGAUUAGAAUUUAUUUCUUCUGUUGGGUGUGCCUUAAACAUAUCUGCCCAUAGCUCAUCACGUCAUAAUGGACCCUUGCUUCUCCCUCCUUUUGCAAAAGACUCCCUCUUUACAAAAAACGUUUCCUAAAGCGUUCCCUCCAUCCAUCUUUUACCCGGUUUCUGAUGAUUCCCACUUCCUGCGUGAAAUGGCGUCAAGAUCCAGAAAUACCUCAAAAGUCGAAGAUCUACAAAUCAAUCAUUUGACCGGUGCUGGCCAGGUGCCACCUCUUUGUGAUGGAGAUGUGGAUCCUUGGCCUCACCCAGGUCAACCAUGUCAGGAACAAAGAUCACAUGUGGUGCGUGGAGCCCGACUUCGAUAGUAUGGUCACGUAGUCCGGAGUGACGACAACUCAGUGGCUAAGACAACCCUACGAUUAGGCCUGCGUGGCAAACGGCUUCGUGGAAGACUUGACCGAAUCAAGGAGGACAGGCGACAAGUUGAUGUCGCCUCUGAAGAUCCUCUUAAUUGAAACAAAUGGCGAUUGACCUGUGUCGUUGCACAAACGUGGGAUAAAUCUAAGAGGAAGGAAAAGAUGAUCUGCUUACACCUCCACUCAAGUUACAUUACAUGUGCAUGGUACUUACCCGGUAAUAAACGUCUACUUACAGCACAUUCAAGUUGGUACCAAUGUCUACCUACUGAUACCUUUACUCGAGUGACAUUGCUGUUAAUGAGUAAUUUGGACUUGCUACCGUGUAGUUAGACUCUAACCACUGCUGUGCGCUUAAUUACAGCGUCACUACCCCAUAAUAAUACCUAGUUACAGUGUAGUUAGACAAGCAGACACUGGUACCCGCUUAAACCGAUGUCGCAUUACCCGACUUCUAUGUCAGAUUCGCCGACUGCAGUCGCUGAUCUCGUCGCUGAUUCGUGUCAGUUUAAAUGACUGAUGAUCACUGCCCAGGCUGAUGGUCCAGCCCAGUUGCGCCCGCCCCUUUUUGUGAUGGCCAAUAGCGUGUCGCAUCACGGAGCCAGUGAGCUGUAUGAAGAGCUCUGUGAAGUUAGACUUGUGUCACGGCGGCGUACUUAGUGACACCAUCAUCAUCAUUAUCAUCAUCAUCUUCAUCCUCAUGAAGUGGCAGACUUUGUGUGGUCGAGAACAAGUCUGUGCCACCUCUGCAGGUCUUUAAUGAGCUGCGCUGUAGGUAGGUUAGUAAAUGCUGCUAUCUACUGACCUGUAGUGUUACUCGAGUUACACUCAAAUUAGCCAAUAAGAAUGCCUCGUGGAGGUGUAACUAAGCUGGUAAUUACUGUAAUCUCCUACCAUUACUCGUUAUGCUGUAAUUACAUAGUAAUGAUGCCUUGUCACACUGAUAUUAAGCAGGUAAUUACUGCCACACUGGAAAUACCCAAUAAUAAUGCCUACUUAGAAUGUAAUUCAGCUAGUCAUUAUUAUUAGCUACUUACCUACACUGUUACACUUUAUACUGUAAUUACAAAGUAACUUUGCCUAAUCACACUGCUUGUUGAGCUGCUGAUUUGCUGUUGUCUCCUUAUCUUCACCUUUAAUUGAGUUAAGCUGUAAUUACCCCAUUUUGUCCUUGCUGGGCUGUGUUACUGGGUAGUUAGGCUGCUGUCCUUCCUCUGUAGUUAGCUACAGCGUAACUUGAGUAACACUUUAAUUAUCCAUUAAUAAUGCCUAGUUAGGGUGUAGAUCAAUUAAGGGUGCAGUGGAGGCUCUGAGGCUAAGGACCUGCGCUGUUAUCCAGAAGACAACCGGUCCAAAUCCCUGUUACUGUCAAUGGAGAUCCUACUCUGUUGGGCCUUUGAGCAAGACCUUUAACCUGUGAUUGGCUGACCCUGUGCCCUGACCCCAAGGGCUAUGGGAAAACUAACACAUUCCUAAUACAAGAAAUUGUAUAAUGAACAAAACAACUAGUAAUUGCUAUUAUCAACCUACCGACGCUGUUACUUGUUAUACUGUAAUUACAUAGUAAUGAGGCCAAGUUACACUGCAGCACUCACUGACGCCUGUUCUUCUGCCCCAGUUAUUUUCUACUCUGUAGUUACACUUAUACUGUGAUUUCUUUGGCAAUUACAGCCAUCUACUUCCCUACACAGUUACUUGCCACACUGUAAUAACACUGUAAUAAAACUGUAAUAACAUUGUAAUACACCAGAGGUAACAAGGUAAUUCCUGUUGUCUACCUACCUACACCUUUCAUUGAGUGACACUGAACUUUCCCAGUAACAAAUGCCUGGUUACAUUUAAGCUGCUAAUUACCAAUGUCUGCCUACUGGUGGAAAGGCACUAUAUAAAUAAAAUAGAUUAUUAUUAUUAUUAUUUUCUCAAGUGACAAUGUGAUUUCUCAGUAAUUAGGAUAGGUUAACAGGGGUCUUGUUCAGAAAAUGGACGCCACUUGUUUUAGACUGGUCUACCCCUACUACAAAACCCUGAACUUAAGGUUUGUGGGGGUACGGCCAGGUACAGCAGGGUCCCUAAUCAUAAAAAUUUAGAGUAGGCGCCUAAUCUUAAAAUAGUGGAAGUUUGCCUAAUCUUAAAAAGAAGUGUCGUCCGCUUUUGGUGUCCGCUUUCUGAACAAGACCCACUAACAGUACAGUUAAGCUGCUAAAUACCAAUAUCUGCCUACUGAUGGAAAGGCGCUGUAUAAAUAAAAUGCAUUAUUAUUAUAAUUUGCUCAAGUGACAGUGUGAUUACUCAAUAAUUAGGACGGACUGUCAUGACUGUUGUGUAUUUUCAUUACUCGAGUUACACUCUGAGAACCCUAGUGACAGGACAGUCUAGUUCAGCUAGUAAUUACCUACACCAUUACUCGUUACGCUGUAAUUACAUAGUAAUUAUGCCUAAUUACACUGCUGUUAAGCUGAUUGCUAUUUACAGUAUGCCUGGCUGGGCCUUGUUACUCAGUAGUUGGACUGCUGUGCUUUCUCUGUAGUUGAGUUAAAAUUUAACUGCUCAAUAAUAAUGCUAAGUUACAGUAUAGCUCAACUAGUAAUUACAGCUAUCUGCUUACCUACACUCUUACUUGUUAUGCUGUAAUUACAUAGUCGUUAUGUCUAUUUACUGUAUGCAGUUGUUAAGCUGGUAAUUGUGGGGGUCAGCUUACCUCUACCUUUACUUGAGUUGUGCCUGCCAUUGCCCGAUUUUGCCGGACUACUGUGCAGUUGGGCUAUUACUGCCACGUAGUUUCCUACAGAAUUACUCAAGCUUCUCUGUAAUUGGUGGCACAGUGGAGCCCAGGGUUCAUGUCUCAGGUUCUCCCAGUGUCUGUGUGGGCCUACUACCACAGUCCAAAGACAUGCAGAUUAGGUGAAUUGGUGAUCCUAAAU
This is a messenger RNA of Polypterus senegalus (gray bichir), 8812 nucleotides long. It is a transcript of the gene minar1, whose product is annotated as membrane integral NOTCH2 associated receptor 1. Gene Ontology annotation, cellular component: plasma membrane. Gene Ontology annotation, biological process: negative regulation of TOR signaling; negative regulation of cell population proliferation. The record is from RefSeq and is a predicted model, not a curated record. The transcript is spliced from 4 exons. The coding region runs from base 2050 to 4758 and encodes 902 amino acids. Lineage: Eukaryota; Metazoa; Chordata; Cladistia; Polypteriformes; Polypteridae.